CAAAAAACUUUGGCCAUACACACCACACCACAAACAAAAUACAAGGUAGCUAGAAGAAGGGAAAGCAGCAGCUGGGACGAAAAAAAACAAGUGCUGCCAAACCCUAGCUAGCACUUUAAUUCUCCAAAGAGCUCAGCUCAGCUCAGCAAGCAGAGGUAGCUAGCUAGAGAGAGCUCUCUCUCUAUUAGACAGCAGCAGCAGAAGCAGAAGCAGAAGCAUCGCUAGCUACCCACCACCAUGAUCUUCCCCCCUGCCUUCCUGGAUUCCUCGAGCUGGAAUGAUAACAACAACCAGCAGCAGCAACAGCAGCAUGCUCAUGGUCAUGGCCACCAGGUUGAAGCCGGUUGCGGCGGCGGCGGCGACGGCAAUAGUCAUGAGCUUCUUCAGCAGUCAAUCAUGCCGGGUACGAUUCCCGAGGGCGGCGGCGGUGGUGGCGGCGGGGUGGGGCCGGCGAAGCCGAUGUCGAUGUCGGAGAGGGCGCGGCUGGCGAGGAUCCCGCUGCCGGAGCCGGGGCUCAAGUGCCCGCGCUGCGACUCCACCAACACCAAGUUCUGCUACUUCAACAACUACUCGCUCUCCCAGCCGCGCCACUUCUGCCGCGCCUGCCGCCGCUACUGGACGCGCGGCGGCGCGCUCCGCAACGUCCCCGUCGGCGGCGGGUACCGCCGCCACGCCAAGCGCGCCAAGCCCAAGGCCGCGUCGGCGGCCGCCGCGGCGGGGUCAUCAGCCGCCACCGCCGGCUCGACGCCAGCGGGCUCGACGACGUCGUCCACCUGCACCACGGCCAACGCGCCCGCUCUUCCGGCGAUGCUCGGCGGAAACCUCUCCAUCCUGCCGCCGCUGCUCCGCCUCGCCGACUUCGACGCCAUGAGCCUCGGCUCCACCUUCUCCGGUAUGGGCGGCAAGCCGCCCGUCGACGCGGCAGGCUGCUACUCUGUCGGCAGCGGCGGCGCCACCACCGCCGCCGGCCUCGAGCAAUGGAGACUGCAGCAGAUGCAGAGCUUCCCGUUCUUCCACGCGAUGGACCAGGCGACGCUGGCGCCAGCACCGGCAAUGGCAAUGCCGGGAAUGUUCCAUCUAGGCCUAGACGGCGAUGGCCAUGGCGGCGGCGGCGACGACGGAGGAGAGCUCCACCAUGCGAUGCCAUCGAAGAGAGAAGCCGGAGGAGGCUACCCGAGGGGCAUGUAUGGCGAUCAUCACUUCGCCGGAGGCUACACCACCUCCUACUCCAGUGCUGCCACAGGUAACCAUCUCUUGUGAUGAGAGCCUAGCUAAUCACACAACAAUCUAGCUAGCUAAUGGUGAUCGAGCUGCAAAUAUACUAUUGUAGCUCUACGAUUAGCUAGCUAGAUAUAUAUCAUAGGGCGUGUGAUCGAUAUGAUUAUAUAUCAAUGGUGGUGUGAGAUAUAGAACGAAAUUAAGUUUAAGGAGGAUGGUGAUCAAGAGAGGCAUUUGCAUUUUGCGCUUGCAAUUCAGCUAGCUAAUGUGCCAAUGGAGACUGGAGGAGUGUUUUAAUUUGGAUCAUGCAAAAGUAGUACUAGUAUUCUCUAGCUAGUUUAGCUUUGGAUGCAUGAUCUAUCUGAUCACUUCAUGUGUUUCUUCUUCUUCUUCUUUUCUUUUAAAUGUUAGGUUUUUUUACUCGUGCAUUGGGGCCAAGUUAUGUGUACCACCACUACUACUGUUGUUCAUGCAAACUCCUAUUAUAUGUCAAUUAAUUCUCCUAUAUAUCAUGUG
Messenger RNA from Oryza brachyantha (malo sina), 1734 nucleotides. RefSeq names its product dof zinc finger protein DOF3.6-like. The coding region runs from base 238 to 1260 and encodes 340 amino acids. Gene Ontology annotation, biological process: regulation of DNA-templated transcription. Gene Ontology annotation, molecular function: DNA-binding transcription factor activity; DNA binding. The record is from RefSeq and is a predicted model, not a curated record. The transcript has 2 exons. NCBI's taxonomy places the organism in Eukaryota, Viridiplantae, Streptophyta, Magnoliopsida, Poales, Poaceae.